Messenger RNA from Cataglyphis hispanica, 6601 nucleotides. It is a transcript of the gene hts, whose product is annotated as protein hu-li tai shao. Bases 621 to 5231 code for a protein of 1536 amino acids. The record is from RefSeq and is a predicted model, not a curated record. Lineage: Eukaryota; Metazoa; Arthropoda; Insecta; Hymenoptera; Formicidae. Gene Ontology annotation, molecular function: actin filament binding. Gene Ontology annotation, cellular component: cytoskeleton; postsynaptic density; plasma membrane. The transcript has 14 exons.
UAUACCCAUCGCAGUUGGUUCAUGGACCAUUCGUGAGAUACGCGCGGCCUUUACCUGGAAACUGUCCAGUCGUUCAACGACCAGUCAUCGUCGGUUUCUCAAGGAUCGCGACGACGUCGCGACCGAACUCGCGUGUAUAGCGUGCAAAGGAAAAUCGGGAUUUCAACUAUGCGAGUUUUCUCGCAUGUCUCGGGGAAGAAAUAAAACGCUCGUAAAACCUGUGCGUAUCGAGUGAGAUCGACGGUUUAUCGACGCCGGAUCCGCAUCGAGUAAAUCACGAUCGGGGGAAGUGCGGUUGUUUAUCAAUGAGCGGACAAUAGAGAUAUAUUCGGACAGAGUCGGGAGUCGACGCGGGAGAUCGGCAAGCGGUCAGGCCAGGCCCUGGAACGUCAGGCGGCAGAAACGGAGGCGGCGGGUGUAGAGGCGGUGGCGGAGGCGGGGAAGCUGUUCAUCGAACGGAACAGCCGCGCGCGCGGUGUGAUACGGACGGGCGAGCUGUUGUACGGUUCGUGAAACGGGCACGGGCACUAUCUCCAAAAGGGAGGAGGAGGAAGCGGCUAGGCGACGGUGAUCCCUUUAGAUAGGUAAGUCAAUUGCCAGUACUUGUACGAGGCACGAAAAUGGCAGAUACGAGUCAACAAGCAUUAAGCGAACCACACACAAAUGGUGUGGUGGACGGUUUGACGGAAGAUGAAAAAAGCAAGAUGAGACCUGCUGAUAUCGAUGCUGAUAUGAGAGAAAUGGAGAGGAGAAAGAGGGUUGAGAUGAUGAUGAAUUCGCGAAUUUUCCGAGAAGAGCUAGAACGUAUAAUCGAGACGCAGAUGAAGGACGGUGCUGGACCCUCUGGUCUUUUGCAACAGAUUUCCGACAUGAUGGGUGCACAGGGAGCCCGAUUCAAUGGCAAUGUGUUCAAAAAUUCAAAUUGCGUCUUACCUAUCAACGACAUUCGCGGCGUGGAGAGCAUGGGAUAUGCCAAGGGCGAAAAGUUGCUACGAUGUAAAUUGGCGGCGGUGUUUAGAUUACUCGAUUUGUAUGGAUGGACGCAAGGCGUCGGCGGACAAAUCACCGCCCGUCUUAAUCAGGAUCAGGAACACUUUUUAGUAAAUCCUUACGGUCUACUUUAUCACGAGGUCACCGCUUCGAGUUUGAUAAAGGUGGAUAUGCAAGGCACGAUUGUUGAACAAGGGACGACGAACUUUGGCGUGCACGUCACAAGUUUUCAAUUGCAUUCGACAAUACACGCCGCGAGACCUGAUAUCAAGUGUAUUAUUCAUAUUACUACUCCGUCCGUUACCGCUGUUUCCUCCUUGAAGUGUGGAUUGUUACCGAUCGGUCAAGAGAGCAUAGUGAUAGGCGAAGUGAGUACUCAUCAAUAUAUAGGAGGUUCUGUCGAACCGGAGGAACGAGAGAAGAUUGUUAGAAACCUCGGGCCAAUCAAUAAGGUUAUGCUUCUGACGAAUCGUGGCGCUCUUUGCUGUGGAGAGACGGUGGAGGAAGCAUUCUUCAACGUUUACAAUACUGUAGUCGCUUGCGAGACUCAACUGAAGCUAAUGCCCGCCGGUAUAGACAAUCUAAAUCUUAUCAGCGAGGAAUCGAAGAAAGCUAUAUUCGAAGCUUCGCGAAAACCACCGAUCCCUCAGCAGAGUUCAGUAGUGGAGUCAUCCGCUCUUGCAGAAAAACUCGAGAAACGCUGGAGAAUCGGUGGCGCUGAAUUUGAAGCUCUUAUGAGAAUGCUCGAUAAUGCUGGAUUCCGUACGGGUUACAUAUAUAGAAAUCCACUCGUAAAAGGAGAACCUCCAAAACCACGAAAUGAUGUUGAAGUUCCACCGGCUGUAUCGUCCUUAGGGUAUCUACUCGAAGAGGAAGAAUUGUACAAGCAAGGAUUAUGGAAGGGCGGGCGUAAAGGCACGGACAGAUCUCGUUGGUUAAAUUCGCCAAACGUUUACCAGAAAGUUGAGAUCCUGGAAACUGGAACACCCGAUCCUAAAAAGAUCACCAAGUGGGUAUCUGAUGGAUCUCCUACUCAUAGCAGCACACCAGUGAAGAUAGACGGUGCUCUUCAAUUUGUACCGAAGAAUACCAACCCAAAGGAAUUCAAACAAAUUCAACAGCAGAUUAAAGAUUAUCGACGAGCAGAGAAGAUAUCGGCUGGCCCGCAAUCCCAUAUAUUGGAAGGUGUUUCAUGGGAGGAAGCUAAAAAAAUGCAGGACGCGACUAUUAGUGGUACUGGAGAACAAGUAGUUUUAGUAGGAGCCGCUAGUAAGGGUAUUAUACAGCGUGGUUUUCAACACAAUGCAAUGGUCUACAAGACACCCUAUGCCAAAAAUCCCUUUGACGCCGUCACGGAUCAAGAAUUGGAUCAAUACAAGAGAGAGAUCGAACGCAAACAGAAAGGAGAUCCUUACGAUGAGUCACAAUCAGAAUCCGAGGCCUUGUCGUCCUUUAACAUCAGUCGUGCGACGCAUGAAUCCAGCACUGCCAAGAGUCCUAUUCAAUCACCGGUUUCUGUUACUUCGGAAACGGAGGAGGAGAGUAGAGACGAACCCCGAGUAUUGCGAAUAGAAACGAAACAAGUGCCUGUGCCGAGUCAACCCGAAGUCGUGUUAAGUGAUGUGAAUGAUGCUACCACAGAGUACCUUAAUGAGAUGCGCUACAGAACGAUCGAGCAACAAAGUGGUUACAGAAGAGAUUACGAACUAGGCAGUAAUUGCAGCAACUUGAGCAACGAACGUGUGUACUGCGGCCGACGGUCCAAAUCUCUUUACGAUAGCCUUCAUUUGGAGAAUGUUAGAACCUCGACAAUAGCCGAACGUAAAAAACCUCUUCUUAUUACACAUUCGAAAACAUCCCUUAGCAGGCAAAGUAUGAAAUUGCAAUCGAACGCAAUCGUCCGGGAUGAAAUUGUCACAAAGUCGCGUUAUGAGGCGAGACGAAAAUUUUUCGAGGAUCUCGGGCGGCAAAAAAACUCGGCAACGGAAUCGAAAACGGAAACAAUGAGCAUGAAUAAUGAAGAGAAUGUACCUAAGCAACAUUCCAUAAUGGACUCUGCGAGUAAAAAAUUAUGUAUUUAUCCUGUAAAAAUGUACAAUACAUAUCUGACAAAUGUGGACAUAAGAGAAGGCAUUGAGAAAAUGAAUAGCGAGACGCAUUCGGACGAUAUUGUGAUGCAUUCUACGAAAUGGGAGAAUAUUGCGGGACCAGAUUUCGUUGUUGAUCUAGUUAAUGUGAACGAUACAGAAUCGAAUUCUAGCGACAUCGCGUUCUGUACAAAUGACGAUGAUCAAUUCGAGGAGAUAGUAAAACGCGAAAAUUACAUAAUGACGAUUGAUGAGAAGGAUGCUUCUGUAAAAAGGGAAUCUUUGACAAUUCGAGAAAGAGGCAACGAGAAAUCGAUCAAUGACUGCUUAAAUUCGACGAUUCAAGCAACAAAUGGAGAACAGGAACAACGAAUAUCAAGAACAACGAUGAAGAUGGAGGACUGUACUAAAACGUUUCAACGCGAUAAUGAAGAAAGUGAUAAUGAAGAAAGCUUGCAAUCACUGAACGAUUUAUCUUCUAACAAUUGUAAUAAACAUUCCAGCGAUCAUUUCGAAUGCGAGGAUAAAGAAGCAUCGAUGAAUAAAAGAAUAAACGGUCACGCGACGGAAUUAAAGAAACAAAGCAUUUGCACGUGGAUCGAAAAAUCCAUGUGCGAAAACAAUUGGCCGAAUAACAAAGUAGAGAUCGAUAACACGUACGAAUCGUAUUGCGACGACAUUACAAAAAUCGUUGAGAGUAUCGACGUAAAUAUCUCUUCGUCGAAAACAGAGCUGGAUGCGUUGCCCGACACGGACACUUGCGUCAAGUACAAUUUAGACUCGACAAAUAUGAGUCUCAUUUACAGUCUAACUCCACCAGCAGCUCAAGAAGAGAGCGGCAACGAUGAUACCUUGGCGGAACGAUCAUCGGAAUGGCAAUCCGACACAACGAGAAGUGACAACGAUGACGCGUUAGACGAUUACGUGUGGAUAGAACCGAUAACGAUCAAGACGGAGUGUUCAAAAUCCACGCAGUGUCUAGAAAAUCGUAGAACAAUGUCGAGUAAUGGUAGUAAUUCCGAUUCAGUGUCCGAGAGAUAUUCGGCGAGCGGUUCUGACAUACUUGAACUACCGAGUUGCACGGUUCUCGAAUUAGAAGAUAUCGAUGGCGAAGUUUUCCAUAAUGGGAUCAAUGAGUCCGCUAACGAGAUCAUUGCCGAUCUUAACGCCGCUCCGGAUGAAGAAACGCCAUCGUCAAAUGACGCUCUGCAAAUUGCGCAACAUAUCCUCGCCGAGAUUAUCGAAUCCGUGUACAUUUUGUUGUUCCUUGAUUCUUCUAUUUAUGAUCUCAAAGUCGCAAAAGAAGUCGUACGCCAAUUCAUCUAUAGUUGUUGUUACGAAUAUUCGCUCACAGACUUUACCGGUCGCACGCCCGUAUCUGAUGUCUCGAGGAUAAUCGACAACGAUAUCGAUAAUAUUUGUCGAAUGAAAGGUUUCUUAGAAAAUUUGUCGGAUUGUGCCGGUUAUAAUAAGGAAAUGACGAUAUACGAGAAAGAGGAUCCAGGAUCUUCCGCCGUAAUCGAAUUUUGUACUGUAGCGAAGAGGCCGCCGAUCGAGAAACCGAGCACUCUGGCAUUAAACUUUCGCAUUAUCAAAAUCUCGCCGGACGAAACUACUGAUACAUUGCUUGAUACUUGUCGAGUGUUUGACGAAAAUUUGAUUGACAACGAUUGCGGUUCUACUGAAACCGAUAAAACGAAGUACAACGAGAACGCAACUGUGUCGAAAUCAGAGAUGGAAACGUGGCCGUGCGGUCGAUGCUAUUAUUGUCAACAGAAGGAUGAGGAAUCGAUAAGAGAGAAAUUAAAUUGUCUAACGCCUAUAAGUGAAGAAUUAGACGAAAUUCCGCACGACACGACAGUCUCCUUAGAAAAUCCCAACGACGAAUCGUCACAUCAUCUGGAAACCCGCUCUGUCGACGCUGUCGAAGAGAACAGUAUAGUAAAUUCCGCGAAGCAAUCUGUUUCUCUCGACGAAACCUACACGAUUUCCGAAGUUAGCUCCAUCAUUAUCUCAGAUAAUGAUGAAACAAACGAAGUUCAAGAAUGCAAUAUCUUGAACUCGUCUACAGAUUGCAUGUCUUAUUCGUAUGACACUAAUGAAUUUAUACGCUUAGAAAAGGCUCUCGCAGAGAGUUCACCAUUGAAUGUGUAAUUAAUCCGCCUUUUAGAUAAUCAUAUUCUAUCCUAAUUUCGCGAUUGUUUAAUCAAAUUACUACUAAACAAUUCUUUUUUCCCAAUUUGGGGGUGGGGGAGAGUUUCAAUGAUUGAUUUGCUAUAUGCAUAACCGUUGCAAUAGCAUUUUAGCUUGAGUGUCAGUUACUCUAAUAACAUUAAUCGAUGAAAUAAAUUUCUUGCUUUUUUUAUAGCGUUAAUAUUCAGAUCUGAAGAAUAUCUCUUAUAAUAUUGAAUAGUUUGUACAGUUAAUUUUUCCUUUUGUACAUGCGUUUAUUUAGCUUAUCAACAUGUCAAGUUUUUACACUGAUUUCAAGCUGACAAAACAAAAAAGAUUAAUUCUGUCAUAAAAGCGACACGAGUAAACGCGCAAACUUUAGAUAUUAAGAAGAAAAGAAGAUAUUAUUUCAAUAUUUGUUAAUGUUUCUUAUUCAUUAUUUCUUCUAAUUUUCUUUUCCUUUGUAAUUUUUCAAACUCUAUGAAUCUCUUUGUGUACGAACAAAAUGCAUUUUUUGCAAUCAACUUUAAAUAUAUCUGAAUAGGAAAAGAAAAUGUUGACAAUUUCUAUAUAUAAAUUAGCACUUAUAAGUAUCGUUUAUGUAUGUAACAUCUUCUGACAUUUUAGUUUUUUUCUUUUCUUUUUCUCUUUUAGUCAAGUUGUGACUUGAAAGACAGAGUUUCAUUAUUCAGUAUAUUUGUUUUAAUAUUCUGAUUUAUUUUCUCGAUAUUUUGUUUGCCUAAUGAGUUCAAUUGACAUUACAUUGUUACAUACUUAUCGCUUUUCAUUAACGAUAUUGUAUUUAAGUUAACUUAAAUUGCGAAUGCUUAUAUGAUUUAUAUAAUAUCGUAACAAUUUUGAAGCACGUUUAAUGAUAUAAAAGUUUGCAUAACACUUUUUAUAAUUUUUUUAUAUAUCCAUCUUUACCCAUAUAUUCAUUUGGAUCUGUGUGUGUGUAUUAAUCCUUACCAUUAACACCUGCUACUAUUUCGAUGGUAUAUACGCAUCCUGCAAGCUACAAAUGUUCGAUGUUAUUUGCUUGGACACAUUGAUUUUUUUAUAACGAAUCCAAGAACGAAUACGUUUGGCAACAAAUCGUCAAUUCUCGAAAGGUAAAGUAUAUCUUUGUGUGUGUAUCUCUCUCUUUCUCUCGCUUUUCUUUAUCUUAAAAUAUAAUUACAUAAUUUUCAGCUGGUCUAAAUUGGUGUGAUUGAUAUGUCGAUCCUUUGGCUUACAAGUUAUUACAAAAAGAUGUAUUGACUACAGACUUGAUCGUUGUCUCAUGAAUUUGAUUAUCAUCUUUUUAUAAAUAAUUUAUAAUUUAUUAUAAGUAAUUUAUUUGUGAGACUCUA